Molecule: messenger RNA, 979 nt
Organism: Rhea pennata
Lineage: Eukaryota; Metazoa; Chordata; Aves; Rheiformes; Rheidae
Gene: PIERCE1
Product: piercer of microtubule wall 1
Exons: 3
Coding region: 470-880 (136 amino acids)
Biological process (GO): axoneme assembly
Cellular component (GO): axonemal microtubule
Source: RefSeq, a predicted model, not a curated record
CGGCCGCCCCCGCCCCCGCCGGUCCCCGGGCUGCGGAGGCGCCGGGCAACGGGACGCGCCGCCGCCCGCGCCCAGCUCGGGCCCGACCCGGAGCCCCGCACCGACCCCAGCGCGGCCUCAAGACCCUGCACCCAGAUCCCAGCCCCGGACCCUGCUCGGACCCGACCCCACACCCAAACCCCACUCCCCACCCAGACCCCGGACCCUAUUUGGACCCUGGCCUCAGACUCGAACCCCCCAAUCCAGAGCCAGACCCGGACCCCAGACUUGAGCCCCAGCCCCGACCCUGCACCCAAACUGCAGUCCCAGUCUGCACUCCGACCGUGCACUCGAACCCCAGUCCAGACCCGGACCCCAGGCUCAAACCCCAUCCCCGACCCCAGACUGUACCUGGCCCCCAGCCCGGGACCCCCUCGCUGGGACCCCAAUCCGGACCCGCGGCCCAGAUCGCGGCCUCGUUCCCUGCCGCAUGUCCGGGCCCCCGGCCGCGGGCAGCCCCGACGGGCCAGCCCCGGAGCCCCAACCCCCCCGGGACCCCCGCACCAGCGACUUCUACCGCGUUAGCGACAAGCUGCCGGCCAGGUUCAACCACCCGGCGUGCUUCCAGGGCUACCGAAAAAAGGAGCCUCACCCCCUGUACAGGACCAGCAACCAGACCUACGGGAGCAAAGCGCCGACGGUGCACGAGAUGCCGACCUCCUACUGCAUCACCUCACAUGCUUUCUCAAAUACUCUGGGACUGUGUGGCAUGUACAGGGAUAACGGGCUCAACACCUUCCUCGAGAAGAGCCACGUGACCGGCCCCGACAACUUCAUCACCUCCUCCGACCACCUCAACUUCCAUCCCAGUUACAACCCAAGCGGGCCAUCGCACUGUUAGGAGAUUCGCAGCACUGGCGAGUGCAGCAUGAAGCUCCUUCAGUUUACUAUUGGUUACCUAGUGAAAACAAAAUAAAAAGCAAGCAAGGAAGCAACCACA